AUAAUCAUAGAUACAGUCGAACAAUUGUAAGUUUCUAACCUGCAAGAAAAAGUUCUAUGGAUAUUCUUACUUUAUUUAUCAUUGUAGCUUGUUUAGCUAUCCCUUCUCUCAAAGUCUCCAUAGCAGGUGAUACCAUAGUUCUGUCCCAGUCCAUUAGUGAUGGCAUGACCUUGGUUUCCCACGGUGGAAAAUUUGAACUUGGUUUCUUCAGUCCUUGGAACUCCAACAAACGUUACCUUGGAAUUUGGUACAAGAAUAUCCCACAGACAGUUGUUUGGGUUGCAAACGGAGCCAUCAAUGAUUCCUCAGGCAUCUUAAUGGUGAACACCACAGGCAACCUUGUCCUCAGACAGGAUGACAGGGUUGUUUGGUACACAACAUCUGAAAAACAAGCACAGAAUCCAGUGGCGCAGCUUCUGGAUUCAGGGAACCUUGUGGUUAGAGCAGAGAGUGAAACAAACUCAGAAGACUAUUUGUGGCAAAGCUUUGACUACCCUUCAGAUACAAUACUGCCAGGGAUGAAGUUGGGAUGGGACCUCAAAACUGGUAGGGAACGGCGAAUGACAUCUUGGAAGAGUCCUAGUGAUCCAUCCCCUGGAGACUUUAAUUGGGGUCUACUGCUCUAUAACUAUCCUGAGUUUUAUCUGAUGAACGGAAAAGAAAAGUUUGUGAGAGUUGGACCAUGGAAUGGCCUACAUUUCAGUGGUAUACCAGAUCAAAAGCCAAACCCCAUUUAUGCUUUCAACUUCAUAUCCAACAAGGAUGAGAUAUACUACACUUACAGCCUGAAGAAUGAUUCUGUGAUCACAAGAAUGGUAAUGAAUCAAACCUCUUUAAUGUAUAAUCGAUACGUAUGGAUGGAGGAUGAACAAAUUUGGAAGGUCUAUAAAUCGGGGCCAAAGGACAACUGUGACAUUUAUGGCAUAUGCGGAGCCUAUGGUACUUGCGUGAUUACAGGGUCCCAAAUAUGUCAAUGCUUAGAAAAGUUCAGUCCCAAGUCACCACAAGCAUGGAACUCAGCUGAUUGGGGUGAAGGAUGUGUACGAAAUAGACCUUUAAACUGCACUGACCAGCUCAAGGAUGGAUUUAUGAAAGUGGAAGGUGUUAAAGUGCCAGAUACUACACAUACUUGGGUAGAUGCGACAAUAGGUCUAGAAGAGUGCAGAGUCAAGUGCUUGAAUAAUUGUUCCUGUAUGGCCUAUACUAAUUCAGACAUAAGAGGUGCAGGUAGUGGUUGUGUCUUGUGGUUUGGUGAUCUGAUUGAUAUAAGAAAGUUUGACGGUAUUGGACAGGAUCUGUACAUUCGAAUGGAUGCUUCAGAAUUAGGGGAGAAAGAAGGGCACAAGAAGGUGGUGAUCAUAAUAGUUGCUGCCUCCAUUGCUACAAUUUUAGGGAUGCUUUUUAUUGGUUGUUAUCGUAUCUACACGACUUGGCACAACAAAACUGAGUCUUCAGAUAAUAUACGUGACGAAAAUAGAGCAGGUAGUGAGGAUGAUCUCGAUCUCCCAUUAGUUGACCUUUCAACAAUAAUCACUGCCACUGAUAACUUCUCAAUAAAGAACAAGAUUGGAAAAGGUGGUUUUGGACCGGUAUACAAGGGAAGAUUAGUAAGUGGACAAGAGAUAGCUGUUAAGAGGCUUUCAAGAACCUCAGGACAAGGAAUGAAAGAGUUCAAGAAUGAAGUAAAACUGAUAGUUAAACUUCAGCACCGGAAUCUUGUUAAGCUUAUUGGUUGUUGCGUUCAAGAACAAGACAGAAUGCUGGUUUAUGAAUAUAUGCCUAAUCGUAGCUUGGAUCGAUUGAUUUUUGAUGACACUAAAAGCAAACUGCUAGAUUGGCCUAAGCGUUUCAACAUUAUCUGUGGAAUUGCUCGAGGUCUUCUUUAUCUUCAUCAAGAUUCUAGAUUAAGGAUAAUUCAUAGAGACCUCAAAGCAAGCAAUGUUUUGCUUGAUGACCAACUAAAUCCAAAAAUAUCAGAUUUUGGUAUUGCUAGAAUUUUUGGAGGAGAUCAAACUGAAGGAAAUACACAAAGAGUAGUUGGAACUUAUGGGUACAUGGCACCAGAAUAUGCAGCUGAUGGUCUUUUUUCAAUCAAAUCUGAUGUUUUCAGUUUUGGUAUUUUGUUGCUGGAGAUUAUCAGUGGAAAGAGAAAUAGAGGUUUUUAUGUUGAAAGCCACUGUCCUAACCUUGUCACUCAUGCAUGGAGUCUGUGGAAAGAGGGCAGGGCUAUAGAAAUGUUUGACUCAAACAUUGAGGGCUCUUGUGUUCUAUCAGAGGUAUUGCGUUGCAUCCAUGUCGGUCUCUUAUGUAUCCAGCAACAUGCAGAGGAUAGGCCUGCCAUGCCUUCUGUGGUUCUAAUGUUGGGGAGUGAGAGUGAAUUGGCUGAGCCUAAAGAACCAGGUUUCUAUGUAAAGAAUGAUCAAGGUGCAAUAACUCCCUUCUCAAGUCGAAGUGAUACAGUCUCAACCAAUGAAAUAACAAUCACUUUAUUAGAAGCCAGAUGAAAAUUUACAAAAUUAAAACCAAAUUACUACAUUGGUCAUGGAAAGAUACUGUACAAAAAGGGGUACAGAGAAGACUGUGCAAUAAGAAGUAGUCAGGGUUCUAACAACAGCAGAAGAUUGUGCAAAGUAACCACAACACUACGGCAACAUCAUAUUAUUCCACCUUUUUUUUUUGUCAAAAAAACUAAAGGUAGUUUCAAGUUUUAAUUAUCCAAUCUAAUAAGUGUGGUCACAGAAUUUUAAGAGAGGGAGUGAAACAAUUAAUAAUAAUUAGUUGUAGUGUUAAAAAAUGUAUUAUGCUUUGUAAAAAAGAGAAUGAAGGGAUUUGGAGUGAAAAAUUGUGAAAAAGAAGUUUGAUCGAUUAUUAUUAUUAUUAUAGAAUUAUUUGUUUGCAAUUUAGAAUCAUAAAGUAGUAGUAACAACAAUUUUCAAUGAUAAGAAGACCCACGAAAUGUCAUGUUAUUAUUAUCAUUUCAUUAGUUUCA
Cajanus cajan (pigeon pea) is the source of this 2989-nucleotide messenger RNA. Its product is annotated as G-type lectin S-receptor-like serine/threonine-protein kinase At4g27290. The record is from RefSeq and is a predicted model, not a curated record. Gene Ontology annotation, molecular function: protein serine/threonine kinase activity; ATP binding. Lineage: Eukaryota; Viridiplantae; Streptophyta; Magnoliopsida; Fabales; Fabaceae. Gene Ontology annotation, biological process: protein phosphorylation; recognition of pollen.